AUGGAAUCAAAUACAACUUCUACUUCAACAACAACAACUACUACUACUUCUAUCACAACGAAACAACAAGAAGACAACAAAAAAUUAAUUCAACUUGAUCAAUUUUCACUUUUAAAAUUGGCAUCUAUUUAUUUGGAUGAAAAUAAAUGGGAUCCAGUUGCAAGGAGACAAAAUAAACCGGCAUUGUACCGGUACAAUUUGUCAUUAGUGUCUAAACUAUUCAACAAAUCAUUUAAACCAAUUUCAAUCACCAAGAAUGUUUUCGAAAUGGAUUUGUCCAAAUGGAUCGAUAUUGUUCGAUGGCCAAAGGUGGAAUCACCAUUUAUCAUUGAUGGUUUGGUGUUUUCAGGUUUCACAGACUCUGAUCCAACCCAUCAAUUUAUCACUGCCAACCAAGACAAUGAAGACACUCUCUCGAUCAAACUCUACAUGUUUUUCUACAAGGAUAUUACACAAAUUGAUAUCCAUCUUGACUCUUGUGGCCCCUUUCUCAUUGAUCAUCUCAAAUACUUGGCAUCCCAAAAGACCAAUCCAGAGAACAACAAGGUAGCACCUGCCAAACCCCUCAAAAGAUUGUCCAUCAAACUGACCGACCCCAUCAACGAGACCGAUUCCAUCAACGAGAUCACUCUAUCGUCAAUGCAACAGUCUAUCCUGUCGAGUUUGGGUACGACCAUUUCCGAGUUGGAAACAUUCGAAUUUAUCUUUUUUGAAACGACACCGACUCUUUGCAACAAUCAACCCAUCAUUGACUUUCUCAAGAACAAAACAUCAACUUUUUUGACAUCAAUCAAAAUCAAUGUAUUUGAUAAUGAUGAUACACAAGAGGUCAAUUUCACAUUUACCAACCUGUUUGCAGCACUACCAAAUACCAUCCGAUCACUGGAAAUCACCCGAGUAUUUUGGGAAUUUGAUUUCAAGGCUAUUCUCAAAGACAUGCCUAUCAACCGGCUAUCAAUUCGCUCGUUUUUGGAUCAAACCAUGAUGGAUUCCCUCGCCAAAUAUAUCUCGUCCAACAAUCAUUGUAUCACCGAUCUUCACCAUACCAAGUUAUUUCUAACCAAUCCUGGUCACUUUGUAGCACUGCAAAGCAAGACCGUCAAGAAAUGGAAUCUAUCCAUCUCUUCACAUGUCGGUAGAGAGACUAUCUAUCUCAUUGCACUCGAUGCCAAAUCUGAACAUUCUCCAUCUCUAUUAUCACCGCCCAAAAGAAGAAGAAAACAAAAAAAAAGAGCUGGUGGUAAUGGUAGUAGUAAUAAUGGAAACGGUGGUAACGGUGGCAAUGAACAAACAGUCAACAUUAAAAUGUCAAAUGACAUUGAAUACCUCAAAAUUUGUUUUAGACUAGAUUCACUAAAAGUUCAACAAUUACCAGACAAUAUCAAUUUUUCACAGUUUUCCCAACUAAAACACCUUGUUUUAGAAACUCAAAAUCUCAUCACAUCCGAAGUGGAUAUUAUCUUUGGUUAUCCUCCCCGGCAACUCGAAUAUCUUUGCAUCAUUGUCAAUGGCCAGGUUCAAGAUGGGUCGGUAAACUAUCUUUUAGACCGGUUUAAACAAAACAACACAAUCGAUACCCUUUCCCUUUCACUUUCAUUGAUUGGUGGUGGUGGAGAUGAUGUAUUUGAAAAUAUCGAACCAUUCCAAAAUGAUAAUGAAUCUUUGGAGAUUUUAAAAGACAUUAAUUCCAAGUUUACAACUAUUUAUUAUAUUAUUAAUAAAUAUAGCUCAACCUAG
Messenger RNA from Cavenderia fasciculata, 1737 nucleotides. RefSeq lists its product as uncharacterized. The coding region runs from base 1 to 1737 and encodes 578 amino acids. The record is from RefSeq and is a predicted model, not a curated record. Lineage: Eukaryota; Evosea; Eumycetozoa; Acytosteliales; Cavenderiaceae. The transcript has a single exon.